This is a messenger RNA of Lachancea thermotolerans CBS 6340, 1248 nucleotides long. It is a transcript of the gene FMP48, whose product is annotated as protein kinase FMP48. Gene Ontology annotation, biological process: autophagy; peptidyl-serine phosphorylation. The transcript has a single exon. The record is from RefSeq and is a predicted model, not a curated record. Gene Ontology annotation, cellular component: cytoplasm. Gene Ontology annotation, molecular function: ATP binding; protein serine/threonine kinase activity. Lineage: Eukaryota; Fungi; Ascomycota; Saccharomycetes; Saccharomycetales; Saccharomycetaceae. Bases 1 to 1248 code for a protein of 415 amino acids.
AUGUAUUCGCGACUGGCGAAGGUACAGACGGGGUCGUUCAGCACCGUGUACCGGGCGUACGACACAGAACGCGGGCAAGAGGUGGCACUGAAGAUCAUCGAGAAGCCGGCGGACGCGGAGCUGGCACGCAAGCUGACGAGACUGGUGGGCAGCGAGCGGGAUAUCCUGAGGGCGCUGGGCACGCAGCAUCCGAACGUGUGCGCGAUGCUGGACUUCUACGAGCGCGAGACGUGCUACGUAUUUGUGAUGGAGUACGCGGCGCGCGGAGACCUCUACGACGUGAUCCGCGGGUGGCGCAAGGGCGGGGCCGCGGGGCGGGAGCAGGUGGACCUGGCCCGAAUCGUGGUGCAGCUGUGCUCGGCGAUCCAGUACGCGCAUGUGCGGGGGAUCGCGCACCGCGACAUCAAGCCCGAGAACGUGCUGCUGGACAGCGCGGGCAACGUGAAGCUGGCGGACUGGGGGCUGAGCUGCCGCGCGCGCGUGUCGCAGGACACGCGCAUCGGCACGGAGAAGUAUUUGGCGCCGGAGGCGUACAGCUGCGCGCACGACACGUUUCUGGCGGACUUCUGGUCGCUGGGCGUGACGCUGCUGUUCGUGAUGUUCGGCGCGUGCCCGUUCAAGAACGCGUGCCUGACCAAGACCCCGAACAAUCCGAACUUCGCGCACUUCUUGGCGAACCCACACCGCUUCAUUUCCGAGUAUUACUUCCGCCCGCUGCACGAGCGCGGCGCGGGCACGAAGGGCAGCCCACAGCUGCGCCGUGACAGCGUGGGCGUCGAGGGCCCCGCGGAGUGGCUGGCGCUACCACAGGCGCUGCUGCCGACGGAACGCGAGAGGCUACUACUGCUUUGCGCGACCUGCGUGGUGACAUGCCUGCUGGUGAUCAACCCGCGCGCCCGCAGCAUGCAGGAGUUCUUGCUACGCAUGGCAUCGUUGCUACCGCGCGGCGAGUCCAAGAGCCACGCGGUGCCCCAGCAGCAGCAGCAGCGCCAGUCCCCGGACAAGCUCGACACGGACUUCUUCUACUCGGGACUGGUCACAGACCCGGACGCCGUGGCCUCGAUCUACGGCGCGGGCAGCUGCUCCGGAAGCUCUACUUCGGACGCUGCUACGUCCAGCGACCUCGCCGAGUCUACGGGCUCGGAACAAUCAUCGCAAUCAGCGCAGUCGACCCAGUCGCUGCCCUCUGCACCUUCCGCGCGCCCGGCGCAGCCCGCCAAGAUCCUCUCCGAGGAACUUGAGCUCUGA